This is a messenger RNA of Malus domestica (apple), 854 nucleotides long. RefSeq lists its product as uncharacterized. NCBI's taxonomy places the organism in Eukaryota, Viridiplantae, Streptophyta, Magnoliopsida, Rosales, Rosaceae. The record is from RefSeq and is a predicted model, not a curated record.
UUCGGAUAAAACCCUACACAUCCUCCCAAACCAAACGCAUAUUAAAAUCCUCGCUCUCCCACCAAAACCAGAGGAGAGCCAGAAACAAAGUCCACUCUCCAAACUCUUCUGUCUCUUCAGCCUGAAACCCAAAUAACCAUGACGGACGUGAUAUCCCGCCAACGUCACAAACCGUAAACCUCAACAAUUCCGAGCCCCUCUUUCACACAAUUCUCAGGUAACGCACAUCGACAUCGUAACAGAAAAAUUGCGCCAUGAAGUUCUUGUUGGAGUUUGUCCCGUGCUGCGGGGCCACUCGCCCCACAACAUCCAACAGCGAGCCGGCUCCGCUCUCAGAGGAGACGAGAUCGCUGGUGAGGGCACCCAGCCGAAUACUACGCCGCAGAAGAAAGCGCGGGAGCUCCGUAAAUUCGUCCGAUUGGACGCCGUCGCUGAGCUCAAUUUCCGAGGAUAACGUUGCUGCGAAGGUUGUGGAUCGAACAGCUGCGAUUGAGAGAGCCGUAAAGAGGAAGAGCGGUCAGGAUCGAACAAGAGUUCAGGUCCGCAGCCACGGCGAAGAUUACGGGCAAGCUUCAUUUGCGAUUCCGGCGUUCUCUCCGACGCCUUUUAUGUUUUGAAAUCAUGGGAUGAAACUUGCAUUAACAGACAGUUAUUCACGUUCGAAACUGGGUUGGGAUCAUGAAGCGAGAGAGUGUGUACCAUUGUAUUGUACCAUUGUACUCGAAUAGUGCAUGCAUUUGUAAUUUUGUAUAUUUUCCAUUUAUGUGUUCAGAUUUCCCUAUUGUUCAUCCAACUUGCAUUUGGCUUAUGUUUCAUAAUUCAAUGAUAGACUGGAAAAUAAGUUUAAUUGGAAA